AUGUCUCCGACUGCGACAGCCGAGAAUGGAAAUGUAAGAAGUAGUCAUGAGGCAGCCGGCAGCAUCUUUGACAUCGGAAACUCCGAUUUUCUCAAGAUGUUAGAGAGACCUAGAACAAUAAAUGUGGAGAGGAAGAGGUCCUUUGAUGAAAGGUCAUUCAGUGAUUUGUCAAACAUUGAACACCUCGAGUAUAUGUCCUCGUCUGUUCUGAACACUAUUACGCCUAAGUCAUGCUAUGACUCGCAUCUCAUGGUUUCCGAUGCUUGGGAGACCUUGCGGCGCUCUGUCGUUCACUUUCGCGGCCAGCCGGUUGGGACUCUUGCUGCCGUCGACAGUUCUGUUGAACAACUUAACUAUGAUCAGGUAUUUGUGAGAGACUUUGUCCCGAGCGCACUGGCCUUUCUGAUGAACGGCGAAGAAGAAAUAGUGAAGAACUUUCUCUUGAAAACGCUUCGCCUCCAAUCAUGGGAGAAAAUAGUCGACGAGUUUAAGCUAGGAGCAGGGGUAAUGCCAGCCAGCUUCAAAGUAGAGCACGACCAAGUCAGAAACAAUGACACCAUCACUGCAGAUUUCGGCGAGAGCGCAAUAGGAAGAGUUGCUCCUGUUGAUUCAGGGUUCUGGUGGAUCAUAUUGCUUCGUGCUUACACAAAGUCUACCGGAGACUCUUCACUCGCCGAAUUGCCUGAAUGCCAAAACGGCAUUCGCCUCAUUCUCAGCCUCUGUCUAUCGGAAGGCUUCGAUACUUUCCCAACUCUGCUAUGUGCUGAUGGAUGCUGCAUGAUUGAUCGUAGAAUGGGUGUGUAUGGGUACCCCAUAGAAAUACAAGCAUUAUUCUUCAUGGCUUUGAGAUGUGCUUGCUUUCUUCUCAAGCAAGACGAUGUGGGUAAGGAAUUUGUAGAGAGGAUAACUGAUCGUCUCCAUGCUUUGAGUUUCCACAUGCGGAGCUAUUUCUGGCUGGACCUGAAGCAGCUCAAUGAUAUAUAUCGUUACAAAACGGAGGAGUAUUCUCACACAGCAGUGAACAAGUUCAAUGUGAUGCCCGAUUCGCUUCCGGAUUGGGUGUUCGAUUUCAUGCCGAGUCGUGGUGGAUACUUCAUCGGAAAUGUGAGCCCUGCGAGAAUGGAUUUCCGGUGGUUCUGUUUGGGAAAUUGUGUGGCGAUUCUGUCGUCUCUGGCAACUCCUGAGCAAUCUGCAGCCAUAAUGGACCUCAUUGAAGAACGUUGGGAUGAGCUGGUUGGAGAAAUGCCUUUGAAAAUUUGCUAUCCAACUAUUGAAGGCCAUGAGUAUCGAAUUGUCACUGGCUGUGACCCUAAGAACACCAAGUGGAGUUACCACAAUGGGGGCUCUUGGCCAGUGCUACUAUGGUUGUUAACAGCAGCGUGCAUAAAGACUGGACGUCCCCUAAUUGCAAGGCGUGCAAUCGAUCUGACUGAAAGCCGGUUAUCCAAAGAUCACUGGCCGGAGUAUUAUGACGGAAAGUCAGGGAGGUUCAUCGGAAAGCAGGCACGUAAGUUCCAAACGUGGUCUAUUGCAGGCUAUCUGGUGGCGAAGAUGAUGAUGGAUGACCCCUCUCAUUUGGGGAUGAUAUCACUAGAGGAAGAUAAGCAAAUGAAACCCCUUAUAAAACGAUCGGCUUCAUGGACAUCUUAG
This is a messenger RNA of Fragaria vesca subsp. vesca, 1650 nucleotides long. RefSeq lists its product as uncharacterized. The coding region runs from base 1 to 1650 and encodes 549 amino acids. The transcript has 4 exons. NCBI's taxonomy places the organism in Eukaryota, Viridiplantae, Streptophyta, Magnoliopsida, Rosales, Rosaceae. Gene Ontology annotation, molecular function: sucrose alpha-glucosidase activity; endo-alpha-N-acetylgalactosaminidase activity. Gene Ontology annotation, biological process: sucrose catabolic process. The record is from RefSeq and is a predicted model, not a curated record.